Messenger RNA from Suillus bovinus, 402 nucleotides. RefSeq lists its product as uncharacterized. The transcript has 4 exons. Lineage: Eukaryota; Fungi; Basidiomycota; Agaricomycetes; Boletales; Suillaceae. The coding region runs from base 1 to 402 and encodes 133 amino acids. The record is from RefSeq and is a predicted model, not a curated record.
AUGCUGGAAGAAAUGGUAAAAUUUGGCAGGAGGUGGGAGCUCAUCACGGUAGACGGUGUUUGCGUCAGCGUGACUGCCAAAAUUGGCCUGGGAAAGACGUACCGGAAAGAGAAGUCAAGGCUGUUUGAGAAAACACUCACAAAGCUGGAGUUUGUGAGGGAAGUGGAAGAAUUUGAGAGAAGUGUCUGUGGAGAUGUGAGUCUCUACAAUGAGUCCCUUGCGUUGGGACGACCAAAACAAGAGCGCAAGGAGUCAACCUGCAAUGAGGUUGCUGACUCCAUCGGCAAAGAGAAUUCAGCAUCGAAGAAGCGGCCAAAGUCUCUGACUCAUGGAGCAUCUGCAAAUAAAAUCAGAACUGUGGGCGGCUCAGACUUCAAUCAAAUUUUCUGUGUAUCACAGUGA